Messenger RNA from Triticum turgidum subsp. durum (durum wheat), 333 nucleotides. NCBI's taxonomy places the organism in Eukaryota, Viridiplantae, Streptophyta, Magnoliopsida, Poales, Poaceae. The record is from the annotation of a GenBank genome assembly.
AUGCAACCUACUGACCUCGAGGUAAUCAAAGUGAAAGCAAGAAACCUAAUCAUCGAGGGGGGAAAGGGAUACAUACACUUUAACUUUCUUGUGAAAAUGCAAGGUGACCCAUCUAGUUUGUUCUUUGCGGAGGUGCAUCCGGAUUGUAGAGAGGAGGAGGAUAUGUAUCUUUGCACCCCUUUGGAAGCUAAUGACUCGGGUAACUGUUAUGGGUGCAAGGACCGUGCAAAAGAGCUUUUGCAUCCCACUACCGGUGGCUACUUGGGUGGGCACAAAGAUGUUGUUUUCCCCUUCAUUUACGAAAGUGAUGAAGAAAGUGAAGAUGAGGCCUGA